This is a messenger RNA of Ctenopharyngodon idella (grass carp), 866 nucleotides long. It is a transcript of the gene commd3, whose product is annotated as COMM domain containing 3. The transcript is spliced from 8 exons. NCBI's taxonomy places the organism in Eukaryota, Metazoa, Chordata, Actinopteri, Cypriniformes, Xenocyprididae. The record is from RefSeq and is a predicted model, not a curated record. The coding region runs from base 89 to 667 and encodes 192 amino acids. Gene Ontology annotation, biological process: sodium ion transport.
GUGUGUCAGUGUGUCUCUAUUCUCCGACAAUUCAAGUCCUGAGAUCAGCUGACGCGCUCAUGUGACCAAGGCUAGUCUGCAGCUCAAAAUGGAGUUGUCGGAAUCAGUGAUGAAAGGACUUCAAACCGUGGCCGAUCCAAAUGUGUUCGACCUGAAAUCAUUUACGAUAUUCACAGAGGUCGUAUUCGACAGUCUGGUCUCGCCUCGACACGAAAGUUUUCUAGGUCACCCAGAAUUAAAGCACAUCGAUCAGACUACCCUGAAACACUGUCAUACCGCGGCAACGACCUUCAUUCUGGAAGGAGUAAAGCAAAAUGCAGAUAAAUCAACGAUUAGCUCGUGUCUUGAAGACGUCAGGUUCCAGAUUGAAAGAGUGGAUAUAUUUUAUACUUCAUUCCAGAAAAACAAAACAAAAUUGGAAUAUUUGUUGUCAAGCAUUGACACAUGUCCUCCCCAUAUAACUGAUGCUGCAUGGCGUCUUGAGUAUUGUAUAAAGAAUAGUCAUUUACAUAAAGUCAAUCAACCGUCAUACCUCAUUUCCUUGAACACCGAGAGGGGUGCCGCUUCUUCGGAAAUUAAUUUUAGUUGCACCAUGGAGCAACUUCAGGAUUUGGUUGGGAAAAUGAAGGACGCAGCAAAAAGUCUCGAGAGGGCAACCCAGUCUUGAUUCCUGGAUUCCUGAAUCUCUGGAUUUCGGAUGCCGAGGUUUAACGAGCCAGAGUGUCUUUCUUUCAGGACGCAGCGCUCCAGUUUUUUUUUUUUUUCUUGUUGAAUUAUUCUUGAAUUAGUAGGCCUAUAUGCUGUAACCCUUUUUUUUUUUUUUCUGCAUAAAAUCCACAAUAAAAAAUUACUUUGAUAUAAGCAAA